Molecule: messenger RNA, 6317 nt
Organism: Pseudophryne corroboree (corroboree frog)
Lineage: Eukaryota; Metazoa; Chordata; Amphibia; Anura; Myobatrachidae
Gene: CNKSR2
Product: connector enhancer of kinase suppressor of Ras 2
Exons: 24
Coding region: 348-3545 (1065 amino acids)
Biological process (GO): regulation of signal transduction
Cellular component (GO): cytoplasm; membrane
Molecular function (GO): protein binding
Source: RefSeq, a predicted model, not a curated record
GGUGGGAGAAAGCUGACAGAAGGGAAAGCACUGGUGGGGCUGAGUGACUGGUGUGGAGCAGCAACGCUCUGAUCAGUGUGUGGAGAGGAGUGAUCUGUCCAGCAGUGGCAGCAGCCUGGGAACCGAUGCUGCUGCCUAUGGAAGCAUGCACUGAGCGGUACUGCUGACAUCCACAGCUGCCUUCUACUCAGGCUGAGAACUGUCUGCUCCAGACAAAGGCUGCUCUUGUGCUGCUACUGCUAGCAGCCCCAUAGCCCGGGAGGCACGAAGAUUAACAGGGCUCUUGGUUACAUACAUAUAUAUUUUUUUUUUAAUUUGUGGACAGUCAAGCACUGGCAAAGUUUAACAUGGCUUUAAUUAUGGAACCAGUGAGUAAAUGGUCGCCGAGUCAAGUAGUGGACUGGAUGAAAGGUCUAGAUGACUGUCUGCAACAAUAUAUCAAAAACUUUGAGCGGGAAAAGAUCGCUGGGGAUCAGUUACUACGGAUUACUCACCAGGAGCUGGAGGAGCUGGGAGUCACACGGAUUGGACACCAGGAGCUAAUUCUGGAAGCAGUAGACUUGCUGUGUGCAUUGAAUUAUGGUUUGGAAACAGAAAAUCUGAAAACUCUUUCUCACAAAUUAAAUGCAUCUGCCAAAAACCUGCAAAACUUUAUAACUGGGAGGAGGAGAAGUGGUCAUUACGACGGAAAGAGUAGCAGAAAAUUACCAAAUGACUUCCUGACCUCUGUUGUAGACCUCAUUGGAUCCGCAAAGAGCCUUCUUGCCUGGCUGGACAGGUAUUGCCACGCUGAUCAGGAUGACAUUGAUAACCUUAAAAAAAGAUGGAUAGGGCAUAAACUGGAUAAAUCACCUUUUGCUGCGGUCACUGAUUACUCAGUUACAAGAAACAAUGUAAUUCAGCUGUGCUUGGAAUUGACAACAAUCGUUCAGCAGGAGUGUACAGUAUAUGAAACGGAAAACAAUAUUCUUCAUGUGUGCAAAACCCUGUCAGGUGUCUGUGACCACAUUAUCUCUCUCUCAUCUGAUCCGCUGGUUUCUCAGUCUGCUCACCUGGAAGUUAUUCAGUUGUCCAACAUAAAGCCAAGCGAAGGACUGGGGAUGUACAUUAAAUCCACAUACGAUGGACUUCAUGUAAUAACUGGAACAACAGAAAAUUCACCUGCUGAUCGAUGCAAGAAAAUCCAUGCCGGUGAUGAGGUGAUACAAGUCAACCAUCAAACAGUGGUGGGGUGGCAGUUGAAAAAUUUGGUGAAUGCACUACGAGAGGACCCGAGUGGUGUUAUCUUAACUUUGAAAAAGCGACCUCAGAGCAUGCUUACCUCAGCACCAGCCUUACUGAAAAAUAUGAGAUGGAAGCCCCUUGCUCUGCAGUGGUAUGAUGAUGAAAUGAAAACUUAUUCCUGGACACGUAUAUCCCCGCUUAUUCCAAGGAGCCCCACAAGUGGUGCUGCUACUCCGUCAAGCACAAUCAGCACCCCUACCAAAAGGGACAGUACUGCUCUUCAAGAUCUCUUCAUUCCCCCACCUCCAGCGGAGCCCUACACACCCAGAGAUGAGAAAGGAAACUUGCCAUGUGAGGAUGUGAGCCGACACAUCGUUGGAAAACCAGUGUCACAGGGAUCAGAGUCUCCAAACUCUUUUCUGGACCAAGAGUAUAGCAAGCGAUUCAACGUUGUAGAAGAAGACGCAGUUUUGUAUUGCUAUGAAUAUGACAAGGGAAGGAACAGCAUGCAAGGUCGGAGGGAAAGCACUCCUACAUAUGGUAAACUGCGGCCAAUCUCUAUGCCUGUAGAAUAUAAUUGGGUUGGGGAGUAUGAAGAGCCCACCAAGAUGAAACGAGACAGUAGAAGAGAAAGUUCUCUACUGCGGUACAUGAGCAACGACAAAAUAAUUCAGGAAGAGUUCAUGCUGCAGAGAAGCACCAAAAAAGACACUGGGAAGAAAUCUAAAAAGAAAGGAGAGAAAAACUCAAGUCCGACUCAUUAUGCCCUGAUUCCCGGAGCACAGACGGACUCACUGCGGCAAGAAGUAGUCAGUCCGUCAAUAGCAGAUACAGCCUCUUAUCAUACAUUCCAACAGUCCUCUUUACAACAUAAAUCCAAGAAGAGAAAUAAAGGUCCCGUUCCUGGGAAGAGUAAAAGACGGAUAUCGUGUAAGGAUUUAGGACGUGGCGAUUGUGAAGGAUGGCUAUGGAAGAAAAAAGAUGCAAAGAGCUAUUUCUCACAAAAGUGGAAAAAAUAUUGGUUUGUCCUGAAGGACUCAUCCCUUUAUUGGUAUACCAAUGAGGAGGAAGAAAAAGCAGAGGGAUUUAUCAGCCUACCUGAAUUUAAAAUUGAUCGAGCCAGUGAGUGCCGAAAGAAAUUUGCAUUUAAAGCGUGCCAUCCCAAGAUCAAAAGUUUCUACUUUGCUGCUGACAAUUUAGAUGACAUGAACAGGUGGAUUAGUAGAGUUAACCUGGCAGCUUCUGGGUAUGCAGAGAGAGAGCGGAUUAAACAAGAUCAAGACUAUUGGAGUGAAAGUGAUCAAGAAGAUGCUGAAACACCGUCCACUCCAAAGCAAGACAGCCCACCGCCACCGUAUGACACAUACCCAAGGCCAGCCAUGAUGUCUUGUGCCAGCCCUUUUGUGGAAACAAAACACGGCAGGUUAUCUUCCACAGAAACCUCGCAGUCUCAAUCUUCCCAUGAAGAAAAUCGUCAGGAACCCGGGAGUACCAAUGAUUCUCCGAUGCGUAAAACCGCCAGUCAGCGGCGAUCUUGGCAGGAUUUAAUUGAGACGCCUUUAACCAGCUCAGGACUUCACUAUCUUCAGACUCUUCCUCUGGAGGACUCUGUGUUUACUGACCCCGGAGUGGCUUCCCCAGAUCACAGGCGGCAGUCUACACUUCCAGCUCCAAAAUAUCACCAACAAGAUCACUAUGGCCUAUAUCCUCUAGCGGAGGGUAACAGAUUACAAGUACUAGGUGGCAGUAGGGCAAAACCACGCAGUUUUACACUUCCAAGAGAUGCUGGGUUAAGUCAUUGUGCUCCACUGUCGCCAGUCAGUAUUUUGGAACCAACAGAGACAUCUCAAAAACAAGAAACGCAAGAGGAAGGCACAUCCGAAGAGCCCGAAAAAACAGAAGAAGCAACAGAAACUGUAGACAAGAAGCCAGCAGACUCUUUACAAGAUCUCUACAGGGCCUUGGAACAGGCCAGUUUGUCCCCUCUUGGAGAACAGCGACUCUCAACCAAAAUGGAGUACAAGAAGUCUUUUAUUAAAAGGUGUAGUGAUCCAGUAGUCAAUGAAAAGCUUCACAGACUGCGCAUUUUGAAAAGCACUUUAAAGGCCAAAGAAGGAGAAGUAGCUAUUAUUGAUAAAAUUUUGGAGAAUCCAGAUUUGACAUCUAGAGACUUUCAGGAAUGGAAGCAAUCAUAUCUUGACCUUUUUUUGGACAUCUGUCAGAAAAGCGAUGCAAAGAAUUGUGAAAGCGUCUCAUCUGAAGUGGAUGCCCUUAUUCAGUCUCUAUCUCACACACACUCUUACAUUGAAACGCAUGUAUAAUUGUCGUAUUCUCUUAUAUCUACGCCUAACAAUGAAAACUUUUCUAUUUAAAUUAUUAUAUGGAAAGUAUGGUAAAAUAUAUUGUAAAAUAUAUUUUAAUGUUGCUGAUCUAUGUGAAGUAAUCAUUAUAUUGCCAAAAUGCCAGUCUAAUUUUGGCAUUUGUAUAUUUUUUAUGCUAUCAGUGCUCUGCUUUGUGUUAAUUUUGUGGUUAAAAAUAAUAAUAAAUAUGUAUUAAAUAUGUUGGUCAAGCUUAGGGCUUUAUAUUUGAAACAGACUAAUUUUUCUAUUGCACAGAAUUUUUUUCUGGGUAAGAAUAUAAUGUUCCGUAAAAUUCAAAAUAACAUUUGUUUUUUUUUUAACCAUAAAUAUAUUCUAACAAUGCCUCUAAAAUAUAUUAAAUGCUGCAAUUGUGUUUUUAGGUUUAAUUUGAAAUAAGAAGAUUAACUGUAAAAUAGAGAAUAACACUGGAUGAGGAAAUUUAUAUGGCACACUGUUUACUGUUAAAUAUAGUUAUUUUAAUGUGAACUUGCUCUGGGAAACAAACCUAUUCAGAAACUAUUAGCCAUAUUACAUAUAAAUAUAUAUAUAGAUAUAUAAAUAUAACAGUGCCGGAACUUUUCAUAUUGCCAGAAAUCUACCUCCCUAACUAUGUCCCAUCUUUUUGAAAGUGUUAUCCUUGUGGACAGUACUAUAUUAAAUUAAAGAUGGAUUGCUAUAUAAAUCAUGUGAAGUUUCUUUUAGACUGAUAUAUCUACUGGAUUAUUCUUGUACCAUUUUAGUUUCUAAAUAUAUAAAUAUAUAUAUUUGUUAGAAAUUUUACAUAUGAGGAACGGUUUCUAUGAAACAUUAUGUUCCAAAGUCUUUAUCUGUUGGGUUUUUUCCUGGCUGUGAUUAAACAAUCACAAUUAUGCAUUACAUACUGUACAAGACUCAAUGAAUUUUAUUGGCUUGAUUAAAAUGAUACAUUACAAGGAUACACUAUUUUGCAGUCCUUGCAGCUAAAAAAAAAUUAGAAAAAAAUAAAAUAAAAAUAUUAGUUAUGUAGCACUUAGCCUUUUAUACCAAUCAGAGAAAAUAUUUUCAAAGCUUUACGUGCAGAGAAUGUUCGAUUUUGUCACUCUUAAGAUGGAAAUAUCAAUAAUCAUAGAAAAUAUAUUAGAUGAAAAAAAAGGGUUCUGUACCUUUUUACACUGGUAUAUUAUAUUAGUAAGAACACAUUCAUCUUAACCUUUCUAGCCUACACAUCAUGAAUAACCAUUAACAAACUACAACAAUAAACACUCAAACAAUUGUCAAACAGAGCCUGUAUUACCCAAUGUGAUUGGUCCAGUUCAUUAAUGCCUGUGGUUUCCCACUUUUUAUCUGAGAAUGUACAUUGGCCAAGCUUUAAACAGACAGCCAAUUAAAAAAUAUUGCAUGAUAAUUGCAUGACAAGGCACAUGCUUUUCUCGUUAAUGUUCAUGCCGUUUCAUGACCAAAGCAUUUUAGCUAGAUGGAAUCCUUAAAGAACCCCUUUUCACCUCUGCUUACUUAAUGCUUGAAUUGUUUGCAACAAGUUGUGUCUAGACAGUUGGAUUCAGACCCAUUAAGCCAAUUCAAAGUGAUAGCUUGUACAGAAAGAGUAUAGUGAUAGAGGAAUAUGCAUUUCAGUGGCAAUUCCAUUUACCAAUAUCUCCUAUUAGAAAGACUGAAAGUCCAUCAGAAAUAUCAGUAUAUAAAUGACUAUUUCUAGUUGUGUGUGCUGUUUAUUGACUGGUUGUUUAGAAUGUUAAUAGUGGGAUAUAAGGCCUACUAAAGUGUGCUCUUUCUUUAACCAAGUCACUCUAGGCUACCCAGAUUGUCCCAUAUGAUGGUGGGAUGAAAGACACAAGCCUUCUCAAGGGUUAGUUGAGUAGUCUGAAUCUUCCCUUGCUAUAAAUGCAGGCUAAAGCUUGCCUAGGUUGAGGAUACUUUCAUUAUUCUACUGUAUUUCAAUAUCUCCAUUUAAAAAAUGUCAUAAAGUUAAGUGUCAUGCUCAAUAGAAAGGUUUUGUUUUCCUUUGCCAAUCACAUCAUAUAAUGAUUCCUUUUCCUACUGAACAUCAUUAGCUGUAGUACAAUACAGAGAUAAAAAAAAUGUAUUAUGUUAUCUCAUUGCAUUAAACAAUACAUUUCUUGUUCUGAUUUAAUGCACCAUUUUAGUUCCAUGCAUUAGCAUAAUUUUUAGGUCACAGAAUUGCAAAAUCCAGUUUGUAUAAUUAAAUAUUACAUUCCCAUUUUCUUUUGCAGUAAAGGUAUUUAUCAUCUUUACACACUUGCCUGUGCAGAUGAGUGUACUUAAAAUCUCCAGAGUUAAGACAUUUUCCAGUAAUUAUGUGUUGUUGAACAUUAGAUAAUGCAGUGAUACUUUUUCUGUUAGCUUUGCGUUAUUGGUAAAUGAAUAUUGAUGUUUUAUAAAGAUUGCAACUUGCACAGGAAACUAGUGGCCUUUCUUCAGUGUUUAAAAAAAAAAGAAAAGAAUAAUAGAUAUAUUUAAUUUCCAUUGGCGUCAUGCUCCGGUUGUACUGUUGGUAUAAUCUAAAUUGACAUAAUCUGUAAAAAAACAGGCAUUUUCUUUCUGUAUAAAAAGGUAUUUCACUUCUGCAUGAAUACAGACCUUAACAUUAUACUAAUAUCUGUUUUUGUAUUUACCCAGAAAAAAUGUUUAUUGAAAAUGUUUGUGUUCAUGUACAAUGCAUUAAGAUCUAUUGUUUUAUUGGACUGAGAGGAAACAAUAUAAAGCUUAUAAGAAAAG